GCUUUAGUAAUUUAAUGGCAUUUGCGGCUUUUCAAUUGCGUUUUAGAUAUUUUGUUUGAUUUGCAGGCGUCAAACUUCAUUUAUGCGCAGCAGAAAAGCCAAACCAUAAGCAUUCAAUGGUAAAUUGUCUUCUCCUGAUUUUAACUAUGGAUUCCUUCUUCGUGGUAUAGAAGAGUAUGAACCAUUGAGUUCUUCAACUUGCUAUCAGUAUACAUAGAUAGCGUGUAUGGACCAUUGUUUUGUCGGUGUGUGUCCUUAGUUGUUAGGCCAAACGCAGUCAUUCCAUUUUCUCCUGAAGUGAUAGAAAGAAGUAGUAGAAAGAGAAUUGUAAGCUCACAUCUGCAUCAAUUGAUUUGCAAUGGCGGAAUACAAUGGAACCGCGUGUGAGCAAGUAGAAGAUUCCGCUUCACUUUGAGGUACAUAGUCAUAGUAUUGCGGAUAAUUUCCAUAUGGAUGAAAUUGAAGAUAUGGAAUGUUUUCAAUUACCCUCUUUUUAUUAGAAGGUGUAAUUGUAUGAAGAAUAUUAAGCAGUUGCCUAUGUUUAUCCCACUCAUCCGCUGCAACUUCUGCUCUCAUCUUUGCUUCAUAAAAUCCAUAUUUGCGUACGCCAAAAGUGCGUUGGGAUCUUUUUGAACAGUUAAAAGGGUCCCUGCAGGUUGCUCGCCAUUCGAGUUUGGUAUGGUGGUAAUAGACACCUCUUACUAAACUAUGAUAAUCUUCUUCUGGCACAUCUGGUAGCAGUGCCAUAUUUGGCGGUGGUCGUUGACUCUCGUUUCUGCGUCUUUUAACUGGCGCUGGGUUUACUGGGUUGUCCUCGAUGGCGGGCGUUUGUACUGGGUCUUGAAUUAUUGGUCUGGUUUUACCGGCCCUCUUGGAG
Molecule: messenger RNA, 877 nt
Organism: Babesia bovis T2Bo
Lineage: Eukaryota; Apicomplexa; Aconoidasida; Piroplasmida; Babesiidae
Exons: 2
Coding region: 454-633 (59 amino acids)
Source: RefSeq, a predicted model, not a curated record